Molecule: messenger RNA, 3230 nt
Organism: Helicoverpa zea (corn earworm)
Lineage: Eukaryota; Metazoa; Arthropoda; Insecta; Lepidoptera; Noctuidae
Gene: ST5
Product: facilitated trehalose transporter Tret1-like
Exons: 10
Coding region: 280-1791 (503 amino acids)
Biological process (GO): carbohydrate transport; transmembrane transport
Cellular component (GO): membrane
Molecular function (GO): sugar transmembrane transporter activity
Source: RefSeq, a predicted model, not a curated record
AAGAUCGCGUCAACCGGCGAGCUUUGUCGCGUGAACAAAAUAAUCAUAAAUCGCGGGAAAAUCGCAUUUCUUGUCAGUUGCCGCGCAAACGCUGGGCAGCGCAGACGCGUAUGUCAAAUUAACAUGCGCGGGAAAUCGAUCGAGACUAAACUCGAAUAGUGAUUUUAAAGUUUCGGUCAUAAAUAAUGUGAUAGUAAUUAAUAAGUGAAAUUAUUCCCUGUGAUAUUGUGUACACAUAAGUACUUUAUUUUUUUUUAGUAAAAGUGCAAUUUUAUCAUAAUGGCGGAUGAAAAGAAAGACUCAAUACCAUUCAUCAAGAAUGGUCUCCCAGCUACCAUCACCAAGACGCCUCUCCCGGGCAAGGCAAGCAAGGAGGGAAGGGGCAAAGCCCUAAGGCAGGUGAUGGCCUCGUUCAUUGCCAACUUGGGGACUAUCAAUACUGGCAUGGCUUUUGGAUUCUCGGCCACGUCACUGCCGCAGCUGAAGCGACCAGACUCCUAUAUACAUAUUACGGAUGAUCAGGCUAGUUGGAUUGCAAGUUUAAGCGCAGCGGGCACGCCAAUAGGAUGCAUUCUCAGCGGAUACCUCAUGGACAACAUCGGUCGCCGGCGGACGCUCAUCAUCACAGAAAUACCUCUCAUCUUCGGCUGGCUCAUGGUCGCUUUCGCUCAGAAUGUUCCUAUGCUUUAUAUUGGCAGGCUGAUGAUCGGCUUUGGUUCGGGCAUGGUGGGAGCGCCGGCCAGGGUGUACACGUGUGAGGUCUCACAGCCACAUCUCAGAGGAAUGUUAGGUGCCCUCGCGUCCGUUGGCGUGUCUACUGGUGUCUUGAUACAAUACGUAAUAGGCAGUGCAACGUCAUGGAACAUUCUAGCAGGGAUUAGCGCCACCGUUCCUAUACUCUCGUUCCUGGGCAUGCUGUUCCUCCCAGAGACUCCCAACUACUUACUGCAGCAGGAUAAGAGAGAGAGAGCUGAGAGUUCUCUUGCGAAACUAAGAGGUUCCACUUGUAACUUGGAAGAUGAAAUACAGAAGAUGAUUGCGUUUAAAGAGAAGAAUCAUGUUGAACCGUUGCACGGAGCGCGCGAGAUAAUCAAAGCGUUGCUGUCACCUUCAACACUGAAACCUUUCACUAUCCUGGCGAUCUACUUCUUCGUAUACCAAUGGUGUGGAGUCAACACUAUCACUUUCUAUGCCAUUGAAGUUUUUGAGGCAUCAGGGGCGAUGGCUAACAAGUACUGGCUGACAAUAUCCAUGGGUAUCGUGAGAGUAAUAUUCACUGUAAUCGGCUGCAUUCUCUGUAGAAAGUGCGGUAGAAGAAUGCUCACCUUUGUCUCUGCUCUCGGCUGCGGCAUCACGAUGAUAAUCCUGUCGAUCUACAUGUACUUCGUGAAGUUCUGGAGAGACAACGACCUGCCGCCGCAGUACUCCUGGAUACCCGUCGCUAGUAUCUUCAUCUUCGUCAUAUCUUGUACCCUGGGGUAUCUGAUUAUACCCUGGGUCAUGAUUGGAGAGGUUUAUCCGACGCAGGUACGUGGCAUAGUGGGCGGCAUGACGACAUGCGUGGCGCACAUGUCGGUGUUCUCCGUCGUGAAGACGUUCCCCUUCCUCAAGUACCAUCUCAACGACUACGGCGUCUUCGGCUUGUAUGGCACCAUGUCGCUGCUUGCGAUAAUAUUCUUCUACUUCUGCCUCCCUGAAACAAAAGGUAAGACUCUGCAAGAGAUAGAGGACUACUUCAGUGGCAGAACGAAAUCCCUGACGCGACGCAACACGCAGACUGAGGGCGCGUGACCGAACUAACGGGAAGUAUAUAGGGGAUAUAUGAUGUGCGAGGUAACACAGCUACUAAUUCUUAAUGAGCAUUCAGAAGCAUAAUAAUGUUUUAACGUUUGCAACGCAUUUUUUUAGAUUUUUGGGGAGCACUGUGGAACAGUGUCAAUUGGGGAGACAAGUACUAAAAAAAUUCAUACUUGUAAGAACCUACUUAUCAGAAGAUACACCUCCAUUUUUUUUUGUCCUAUACCCAUCAAUUUACACAAAGCGCAACAUUUUUGGUUAGGAUUUAAAGGUUCGGAACCAGACCUUAAUUUUUUUUCUUCCUGUCUGUCAUGAAUGGUAAAAAUAUGAUUAGCUCAUUAAUUUGUAUGAAGGAUAAGUGCUGUGUAAUGGCAAUGCUUUAAGAAACAUAUUUAAUUGUACAUAAUAAAUAAUAACACUCUUCGGAGUAACGUAAUGCCAUAUCGAUCAGCAAAGCUGACAAAGUUUUGAUAUUACAAAGAUCUAAAAAUCAAGAAGACAUUUUUCUAUACAUUUUUAUUGUACAGUAUUAACUCAUUGGAUUUGUAAAUAAAUGUUAAUUGACGAACAAAAUUCAAAAAUAUAUGUGUACCUACAAAAAAAAAUUGUUGGUUAAAUUCCUAAGAAAAAUAAAAUUGUGUAAAAAAAGAGAUCAAUUAUGUAAAUACGAUAAUGUUAACUUAAAGAUACUGAAAAACUAAAUGCCUUUAUCGAAGGGCAUAUUAUUUACUUAACUUGUGUGAAAGGUGUUUAUUGUUAAGACCUGUUUCUAUGUACCAAAUGAUUUUACCGACCAACUUUUUACUAUACAAAGAAAAUAUAAAAUAAACGGUUCUUAACAUUUGUUGUGAUUUGUAUGUGAUGUUGUAUAUUUUGUGAAAGUAUUAUACUGUAGUUUGAACUAAGAAUAGUCUAAAUAAUUAUAUUUUUGUAGAAAUUAUAUGAAUAAAUGUGCCAUUUUACCAAUGUUUAAGUCACAAGAUGUGGUCACAAAGAAAUCAUGAUAUCGACAACACUGGUUAGUCCUCGAUAAGGAUAUAAAAUGAAAUAGAUAUCCAUUUUAAAUAAUCCAUAAGUUGUCAAGUGAAAUAAAAUUAUUCUGUCCUGAUAUGCAGAGUGCACUUUAUUAUUUGGCAUAUCUAUUUUAUUUUAUAUCCAUGUAAUAUCAAGUUUGUACAUUAAACAUAAGUACAAAAUAAUCGAAAACGAUAUUGUCUUUUACAAUUUAUAUUUAAUUAAUACGUAAAAUAAUUAAAUGUUACCAUUUUUCUGUCUUCAGCAUACAAUGCAUUUUAUUUAUUGUUAUAUUAAUUUAUUUUAAAUGAAAUAGUGAAGCAUUUUGUGAUAGUGAUUUAGAUUAGAAAAAUAGUGUAAAAUGUAAAAUAAUUGUUGAACAUAUCUGAUUUAUUGAAAAUAAAGAAAAUAUUUCAUGA